GCCGCGUUAGCCAGCACCUCCAUAAUGGAGGCCAGCUGGGUCUGGAAGGCCAGGCGGCCCGACAUGCUCCCCCAGGCGGGGCCCCGUCAGCGGCCGCGUCGCGUCACACGAGCCGGGAGUCUCCUCCGGCGGGAAGGAACCGAGAACCCGGUUUAAAUGUUGAGGAGGGACAAAAAGAGCCGGGCUAAGGUGGCUCCUCUGCUCUCUACUCACCAGCUAAGACGACCCCCAGUCACUUCCGGUUCUUCCUUUGUUGUUGUCUUCUCCAGUCAGUGCGCGUGUCUGCCCCCUACAGGCCGCACGUGGUACUGACACCGAGGAGUGACACAGGAAGACCGGUAACCGGAAACACUCUGUGUGUGUCCGUGUUUCUGGUAGCGGACUCAGAGGGUCCGGUCCUCAGGAGGACUCCAGCUUGACUAUCUGUGCGGUGCGGACAGGAUGGCGGGCUCGCUGGACUUCCAGACCCAGCUGGCCUCCAUCAUGGAGGUGCUGGCCAACGCGGCGGUGGUGGAGAUCUGCCAGCUGAUGGAGGACGGCUUCUCCUCCCUCAGGAUGGAGAUCUCACGGAGCCAGCGGGAGAACCGGGUCCUGAAGAGCCGGAUCAGGCUGCUGGAGGCUCGGUCCCGCCCGUCUCUGGUGGUCACCUGCACCCGGACAGAUCAGCUGAAAGAGGGAACCGUCCAGACCUGCAGACAGGAGAGGUCAAAGCAUCCUCAGGUCCCGGGACUCCAUGGUUGGGGUCUUACCUGGAGAGACUGAGUACAGGAAGUCCUCCCCCGUUUGCUCUGAUGGAUUAGAGUCUGCAGGAUCUUGACCUUCAGCGUGAUGUGCUCAGAGUUGGUGAGUCUCAGGUGAUGGAUGCAGGAUGUUUAAAGAGAGAACAGAAACAGGUGUUUGGAUCAGUUCAGCAUCACCUGACACUGAAAGGCCCAGGUCCUGGUCCUGAUGACCCUGAUGGUCUUGGUCCUAAUAGACUCAUCCUAACUAACCCCUCCCCAGUGUAUGCCCAGAUAACAUAAUCUGCCCUCCCCUCUUCACUGCCCCAGAUCCUGAUGGUCCUGAUGGUCUUGAUGGUACUCACCCCCUCCCCAGAGUACACCUGGAGUCCUGUGUCACUCUCUGAUGAACACAAAGUUUAUUGAUGUUUGUUGUUGUUUGUAGUUUUGUUUGUUGUUUGUAUUAGAAUAAAGUCUGAACUUCCUCCCUGUGAUGUGAGACCUCUCAUGUAAGUCUGAGCACUGAGGGGUGACUUACUGACUGAUGAUCACAUGAAGCCUCAAAUUAAGCCUGCUGCUGAGGGCUGAUGCCCAACAACAAACCCACGUCAUCAGAGCGCGACUCUCAGAAACAUCCCAGCCGAUCCCAGCAGACAGGCGUCGGUGUGUUUGAUGUCCGCGGUCACACAGAGGCGCGUGGAUCUGAUCACCGCCGCGCCCCGCAGCCGCAUCCCGCCGCGCGCACAGCUCCCCGCGCACGCACAGCCACGCACGGACACGCACAGCUGGCGGUGAUGGCGGACUGUGUCGGCUUCCAGGCGCAGAUCGCCUCCAUCAUCGAGAUCCUGGCGAACUCCGCGGUGAUGGAGAUCUGCAAGCUGGUGGAGGACGGGUACGCGGCACUGCGCGUGCAGAUGGAGGAGGAGCGUGUGAGGAGCGAGCAGGAGAAACGAGGCCUGCGGGACAAACUGCGGGACGUUGAGGUGAGGAUGAGGAGCUGCGAGAGGAAGAUGAGGAGACGGAGUCAGCACGCGCUGCAUUUCAGGGCGACGGCAGCACCUGAUGAUCUUCCUCCUCCUCCUCCUCCUCCUCCUCUUCCUCUUCCUCCUGCCUCCUGUGAAGACAAACUCCUCCAUCACAUCUCAAAGCAAGAGGACUCUGGAGUGUUUCUGCAGGUGAAGCAGGAGAAGGAGGACAGAGAGGACUGUAACCUGGACCUGAAGGUGGAGGUGAACAUCAGGGCGGAGUGUGGUCUGUCUGCAGCCCUGGAGCCCAAUGAAGAGACCCCCUCCAGAGACAUUGUUCUUGAUCAAAACAUCACCUCCCCCUCCUCCUCCUCCCAGCCCCCUUCCUCCCCCCCAGAAGCCUCCAUGGACCUGACCUGCAGGUCUCGAGCCAAACGUAAGUCCUCCAAACCUGUGAUGAACAGUGUGACGUUGGGUGGGGGCGUCGCAGCCCCUGAGACGGGUCUGACAGACGGAGCUCUGAAACCAGAGGUUCAGACUGAUGAUGCUGCGGAUGAAGACACCCCCCCCUCCCAGCUGUCGGCCCCCCCGGACUCAGAUGAGCCGAGCCCGGAGCGGCUUGCCGGUCUUGGUCUAGACCUGGCCUGGAUGCAGGAAAGGGUCAGCCAUCUUGGAGCAGCAUAUGCGGUGGCUCAGCUGGGACUAAACUCAGAGACGGGUCACCCCUCCACCUUCCCCUCACAGGGCGGGGCAGACAGUCUGGAUGGCCCCCCCACCAUGCUCUUCACAGGUGGAGCUCAUGAGAUAGCUGCUUUCGCCGCCUCCUUCGACAUGGCCGCCGCCGCCGCUGCAGCUGCUGUGGUAGCUGCACCUCCUCCACCACCUCCUCCACCCCCCCUCCCCACAGCUCCUCCUGCCCCCCCCACCAGCCAGAGGAGGCCUUACAGGACCGGCGCUACAGCUAAAGAGCCUGCCGUGUGUGCCGUGUGUGGUCGGGUCUUCCCUAGCGGCACCGCCCUGGAGCUGCACCAACGAGUCCACACGGGGGAGAGACCGUACACCUGCCCCCACUGCGGGAAAGGCUUCGCUCAGCCCAACAACCUGCGUGUGCACCUCCUUAUCCACACGGGGGAACGGCGCUAUCGCUGCUCACUGUGCGGGAAGAGCUUCAUCUCGUCCAGCCACCUGAAGAGACACCGCACCGUUCACACGCAGGAGAAACCGUACAGCUGCUCGCGCUGCGGACAGUCCUUCAGCCAAAUGUGCAGCGUUCGACGACACCGGCAGCAGUCCCAGUGUGGACUGUAGACAAAAGGGGGGUGGGAGGUAAUCUGGAUCAGAACCUGGACCAGUCUGAGCCCACUCUCCGAUGCUGGGCUGGGUCUUCAGACCAGAGAGGUUUGUGUAGAGCAGAGUGAACUGAACCGGUCUGAGAGUCAGACUGAGGAUACGAGUGCCUGAGACUGUUACAAUCACAUCCAUCAGUGAGCAAUGCUGUCUGUCACACACACACACACACACACAAACACACCACACACACUCACACACACACACACACAGAAAAACACACACACACACACACACACACACACCAAACACACACACGUCCAGUUGGAGGUCGUACCUGUUGAAACAGAGUGCCUCCUCCCACUCUGAUCCGUUCAGAGUCUCAGAGAUCCUCAGCAGAGCGAGAUUUUGAUUUUGGAGUUUCCUUUGUAAAGUCAGCAGAGAUGUUAGCAUUGUUAGCUUAGCUCAGUAAAAACAGAAACAAAUAAACAUUCCAACCAGAGCUGUUCACAGGUCUGCACAGAGGACCUGACUAGACCCAGACUAGUUCAGUUUACGUCCAUGCCAGAUGAGGCUAGACUUCACAGCAGCUCACAUCAACAACAAACAACAACCACAAUCAAUCUUUAUUUAUAAAGCGCCAAACAGAGCAGGUCUAGAUUGUACUCAAUGUUCUAUUAUUAACAAAGACCCAACACCAAGACUGGAUCAGAUCCAGGCCCAUCUUACAGACAGGACUCAGUCUGAUCUCAUCUUAAUCCACCAUGAGCAGAGCACUUUGCAGCAUUUAGCAAGUUACAGUGGCAAGGACAAACUUCCUUUAACAGGCAGAAACCUCCAGCAGGACCAGACUCAUGUUAGACACACAUCUGCUGAGACCGUGUUGGAGAGAGGGAUAGAGGGAGAUGAAGAGAGAGAGAGAGAGAUGAUAGUGGUUAGAUGGAUAGUAGUAGUUGUAGCAGCUGGAGUCUGGCACGUCCACAGCAGCAGAGAUCCAGAGGAACCUACGAGACAAGGGAGCUCAGGGACUCCAGAAAGGUCUAUGGUUAGGAACUUUAAUGGGACAGGAAGAGUUAAAGUAAGAGACAGGCAGAGAGAGGAGAGAGAGGGAAAGACUGGAUCCCAGUGUGUCAGUUCCCCUGGCAGUCUAAGCCUAUAGCAGUCUGAGCAUAUAGCAGUCUACGCCCAUAGCAGCAUAACUAAGAGCUGGUCUAAGCCUGAUCCAGCUCUAACUAUAAGCUUUAUCAAAAAGGAAAGUUUGAAGCCUACACUUAAAAGUAGAGGGGGUGGCCUCCCGGACUCUGACUGGUAGAUGAUUCCAAAGAAGAGUGGCCUGAUAACUGAAGGCUCUACCUCCCAUACUACUUUUGGAGACUUUAGGUACGAUGAGCAGGCCUGCAUUUUGGGAGCGUAGUUUUCUGGAGGAGUAAUAGGGCGCCAUGAUCUCUUUAAGAUAAGAAGGAUUUUAAAUUCUAUUCAACAUGUGAACACCAACACCACCAUCACCUGUGUUCACUGUCAGCGGGGCUCAUCACACCCUGUCUCUGAGUAAACCAGCUCCAUAAAUCCUGGACCUCCAGGUGCGAAGAAGCCAGUAUCACUUGUCUCUGUUAACCCAGACCUCCUGCUUCACUGAGCAUGCUCACAGAAAAGAGGGCGUGUAUCAUGUCACAUGACACUUCAUCACAAAAAGAACAGUCAGACAGAACGUGUCCUGAGACGGUUUGAUUUACCUGAGGCAGGUGAAUACAGAGGCUCUGUGAAAUGACUGUAACAUCCCGGCUUCACAUGUUUCUAUAAUCAGAUUAUAUGAGCUUUGGAUCUCGCCUGUCCACAGAGAACAUGGACAGGUACACCCCUCAGGUGAUGAGCAUGCUCAGUGAUACCAAACUAAAGAAUAAGACCCUUGCACCCCGAGUCUUUGUGCUAAGCUAGGCUAACCUUCAGACUGUUAUUAAAUUAUUCUGAACUCUUCCUCUGAGGCACUUUAACUGCUCCCCUCACCUGGUGGAGACUGACAGGUGUUUAAAGGUAACCUGUGCUGGCAGGUCGGCUCUGUCUUGUCAUGAUUGUGUCAAAGACUCUCUGUCUCUCUGAAUGUCACUUUAUCACAUGAACUCAUCCAACAGGAUCUUAAGGAGAGGUGUGACGUCACAGUCCUCCCCUCCAGCUGCAGUGUUGUCUCUGUCCCAGGUGAGAGCCUGAGGUGUGUCCAGGUCAGACCCUGAGGCAUGUCCAGGUCAGACCCUGAGGUGUGUCCGUCUGUGUGACGUCAGUCUUUGUUCUCCGUGAGGUAUCAGAGUGUAAAAAGAUGUAAAGUAUAUAUAUAUGAGUAUCUAUAUCAGAGAGUUGUGUUUGUGUGUGUUGGAUGUUGUUGGCAGUAGCUCAGUGUUGCACAUGAAACCUGAUGUUUGGCCUUUCAGUCCUGACGUGUUCACGUGUUUUAACGAUGUCAUUAAACAUGAACCAGGUUUACAACCAGA
Notolabrus celidotus (New Zealand spotty) is the source of this 5454-nucleotide messenger RNA. RefSeq names its product zinc finger protein 16-like. The coding region runs from base 1307 to 2992 and encodes 561 amino acids. Gene Ontology annotation, cellular component: nucleus. Lineage: Eukaryota; Metazoa; Chordata; Actinopteri; Labriformes; Labridae. Gene Ontology annotation, molecular function: DNA-binding transcription factor activity, RNA polymerase II-specific; RNA polymerase II cis-regulatory region sequence-specific DNA binding. Gene Ontology annotation, biological process: regulation of transcription by RNA polymerase II. The transcript is spliced from 8 exons. The record is from RefSeq and is a predicted model, not a curated record.